Eruca vesicaria subsp. sativa (arugula) is the source of this 700-nucleotide messenger RNA. The record is from the annotation of a GenBank genome assembly. Lineage: Eukaryota; Viridiplantae; Streptophyta; Magnoliopsida; Brassicales; Brassicaceae.
CUUUAAAUUAAAACCACAACACUCGAUCUCCUCUUCAUAAUCCUCAGCUCCUCACAACUUUAUCAUUAAGUUAAAAUGAAUAAACCCGAUCACAGCACAUCUUCAGCUGUAGUGGAAAAACCUCCACAGGGGCUGUACACAAGCCCGCCGCCGCUUGGUUAUCCGACCAGAGAUGCGAUGGUGGGUGAUCCUCAGGCGGCCGCAGUGGAGACGAAGUCUAAGGGCGAUGGGUUUUGGAAAGGAUGGUAUAUACAUAUUCUUUCAAUUUACUUUUGUAUGAUUAAUACGCUGAUCAAUUCUUUUUUUUUGCAAAAUAUUCAAUAAUUAAAGCAUGGACUACUGUUACGUAGGUUGCUAAAACAAAUUUUGUGUGUUUUAGGUUUUCAGAAACUGAUGCUAUUUUAAAUUAACUCAUAUUCCCUACCAAAAAAUUGCAAAGAAAAUAAGAGGAAACUAAUGUAAGUGGUCUUGUCUUUUGGCAGUUGUGCUGCCAUAUGCUGCUGUUGUGUUCUGGACGCAUGCUUCUGAGACUUCGGAGUUAACGAUUUCAUGGAAAUUAUUGCUGUAAUAAAAGAAGUUUAUAUUUGAUGAAAAACAAAAUUUAUAUUUGAUGACAGUUGUUGUACUUAAUUACUGUGUGUGUAGAAUAUACUCUAUGGAUGGAUUAUGUUCAAAUAUCUAUAUUAUUAAAAUUGAAGUA